ACAUGACCGCAGAGUCACACAUACACACACACACCAAACCUUGAGAGUUUUUUUGUCGCCUCUCAUAUGGAAUCCAUUGUGGGGGCGACACAAACAAAAAUAUCUUCUUCUCUUCUUGAUAUUUUAUCAUAAGAUUGUUUUAGCUCCCCCAUCUAUAUAGAAAAAAAGGAUUAAAAACUCUUACAUUUGUUUGAUCUUGAAAUACUUUGAUUUCAGAAGGGAGAAGAAGAAAGAUGGGAGGAAUGAAAGAUGAGGCGAAAAGGAUAACCAUUCCUCCAUUGUUCCCAAGGGUUCAUCUGAAUGAUACUGGAAGAGAUGGCAAAAAAUCAAUGUCUCUCCGUAAACGUUCCAGUCUCCCUUCUCCUACCAACAAGAUCUCUGAUUCUUCUUCCACUCUCUCUCUGUCUCUUCCUCCUCCAGCCAACAACGCCUGUAUAACCGAUCCACCUGAAACGAAUCACUUGUCCCCAAUGUGCAACACUUCUCCAACAUCAAAGAUUGAAGAGAAGCUGAAUAAAAACGGCAUGAUUUAUCCAACUCACUUGUAUAAUAGAAGAAGAGCUCUUGAUGGAUCCAACGUUGAAACUCAAAAGAAGUCCAAAACUGUGCCUCAGCUUGAACAAGAUGUCUCAGACUGUUCUGCAAUAGACUCCUUGUCUUGUAUGAGUGCAUCUUCUAAUGAUGCUGCAAAAGUGAUUGGUGGUGAGAAGAGGUUUUGGAAGAUGAGAACUUACAUGAUCAAUCAGCAGAAGAUCUUUGCGGCUCAAGUCUUUGAGUUGCAUAGACUCAUAAUGGUUCAAAAGAUGGUUGCUAAGUCACCAAACUUAGUCCUAGAAAGUAAGUUUAAUGGUGGUAAACGUGGCACAAUGAGGUCAUCCCAUACCCAUCUUCUGGAAACGGCUGCUUCAAUGGUUAAAAAAACAAUCACCGAGAAGCACAAACAUGUAACCGAAGAAUAUCCAGAGCAUAUGAAACCUAAGCUUUUUCUACCUUCCAUAAACAAAGACCUCUUGACCCCAAUGUGGCCACAACAGCUACUACCUCCUCCUGGAAACCAAUGGUUAGUUCCUGUAAUGUCUCCUUCAGAAGGUCUGGUCUAUAAACCAUACACAGGACCAUGUCCUCCUCCUUCUUCAGCUUUCAUGGUUCCAUUCUGUGGACAAGAUUCGCUCAACGCAACAUUCAGGUUCCCUGUUUCUACUCAGCUUAGCAACAACUACUCCCUUUCCCCUAACGCGAGGACAAACCCGUUUGGUCAGCUUCAAGGAUGGUCCAACACAUCAAGCCACAUGACUCAAGCGAUUCCAUUUUCCUUAAAGAAGUCUCAGGAGUCUAAUGACAGUGAUGUACAUGGAAGCACAGCUUCAAGUCCACCAGAGAAGCAUAAACUUGAUGUUCUUCCUCUUUUCCCUACAGAGCCUAAUCACCACACUGAUGAGUACCAGCAUAAACAGCAACCGAUGGGCCGUGCCAUUAAAGCCAUUCCUCAUAAUUCAACAUCUGCCUCUGAGUCUGCUGCAAGAAUUUUCCGGUUCAUUCAGGAAGAAAGGAGGGACUCAGAUCAUAUGAUUAGUUGAGUUUAGUUUACUUUCAACAUUCUUUUGCUCUCUAUAAUUGCUUCUUUAUCUAGUUUAGGUUUUUAAGUACAUUCUAUUUACAUAUGAAGAUGUAAAUCAGUACUGUCACUAUACAUAAAAACAUACACACACAUGUUAUAUUGAUAUUGUAUUUUGACAAACAGCAAAUAAAAGACGGAUUGUUUUUGUUCCAUUAAAAUAUCAUUCUAGUU
Messenger RNA from Raphanus sativus (radish), 1789 nucleotides. Its product is annotated as protein HEADING DATE 3B. The record is from RefSeq and is a predicted model, not a curated record. NCBI's taxonomy places the organism in Eukaryota, Viridiplantae, Streptophyta, Magnoliopsida, Brassicales, Brassicaceae. Bases 234 to 1577 code for a protein of 447 amino acids. Gene Ontology annotation, biological process: regulation of photoperiodism, flowering. The transcript is spliced from 5 exons.